AUGGAGCCGUCACGCUUCACACCCUUCGGCAAGAAGACGCCUACGCUCACGCCCGGCAUCUCGAACACAUCCGUUGGGAACGAGAACACACCUAACACAAACGACAACAUGACGUCGCCUACUACACCUCCUACUUCAAGAAUCGCGUCUACUGGCGUCGCGCCAACGACCCCUUUCACGACGAACACGAACAGCCAGAGGAAUCUGAAUGGAAGCAGUUCAAAGAAACGGUCGAUCAGCCAAUUCUUCAGUGACGUACCCAAGACCACCGCAUUCAAUUCAAGCGAGAUGGCAACACCGAACAGAAGGCCCGGUCCUCCGCCCCGUCGUAUCACCAAAGUCGAGAAAACGCCCGGCAGAGUUCGCCCGCAGCCCCCCAGCCUGAACAAGAGUAUGGAAUCGAAGGAUUCACAAACCGAGCCUGAGGUUCCGGCACGUCGCCCGGUUUUUCCCUUUUCGACCCACCAGAACACGCUUCGCCAGAACACCUCGUCGAGGUCGUUUCAUUACUUCGGGGAGCCGACGCAGAUAGUUCCGCCCAGUGAGAGGAAGAACUUGUUUGGACAGAGGCUACCACCCCUACCGCCACAAGCACAGUCAGAGCCAGUGCCUCCUACCCCGAUGGCUAGUGCAUCGUUUCCUACUGGACUCGUGAACCCUCCGAAUACCGCGUCUCAGCUUAGAGAUAUCAAGAGUUUCUCCGGCGUUAGCGUUGCGCCGUCUACACCUAGCGCGGCCAGGCAAUUGCCCCCUCUGUUACCUAAAUCUGACUUCGCUUCUAAGUUGAGGAGCAAGAUUGUGACAGCCGGCAAGAAGAUACCACGAACGUUUCACAAGAUCAACGAGCGUAUGGCAGAGCGCGAGGCCACCAGGAAACUCGAGAUAGCUAAGGCUAAGCAGACGCGUGGAAAUCCUCUCGAGAGUGUGGAGAAAGCCCGGACCAUGCUGGAAGAAAUUAAGGCAGAGAGAGAAGAAGAGGCUCGCAUGGACUACUAUCGUGCCAAGCGUUUGAAGGAAGCAGAAGAAGCGGGGGAGGAGACGCGCAACCGGGAUCGCUACACGCAGGGCUUAGCGCCGUCCUCUUUCGUGGAGGAGUCGACUGAGGCAGAUGAAUCCGAUAUAUCCGAAUUUGACACUGGCUCCGAGGACGAGGGGUCUUUGAACGAGCAGCCGGAGGAAGCGCCGCCGUUUAAUUGGGCAUCUGCUUCGUACGCCCCAAGCGCCACCCCUGCCAAACAAUCGACUUCGUCCAGAGGCCCGAAAUCACCUGAAGUCAUCAACCUUAUUAGCGAUUCGGAAGAUGCUGACGACGAGCCUGCUGAAAAAGCACCCACCAUCAAGAAGAAAGUCUCGUUUUCUACGAACUCGGACGAAGACGAUGAUACGACUCAGCGCAUGGAGGAGGGUAUCUUGCCGCAUCGCGACUCGAGUCCAGUGGAGACUUCAGACGACGAAGACGAGGAGCUUGCUGAGAAAGCACCCACCAUCAAGAAGAAAGUCUCGUUUUCUACGAACUCGGACGAAGACGAUGAUAUGACUCAGCGCAUGGAAGAGGGUAUCUUGCCGCAUCGCGACUCGAGUCCAAUGGAGACUUCGGACGAUGACGAUGACGAAGAGUCUGCCGAGAAGGCACCCACCAACAAGAAGAAAGUCUCGUUUGCUGAAAACUGGGACCAAAAUGAUGAUACGACUCUGAGCAUGGAGGAGAGUGUGUUUCCGCGUCGCGACUCGAGUCCGGUGGAGCUUUCGGAAGAGGAAGAAUCCGACUCGUCCAGACUGGAGGACUCGCACAUUGACGAACCCGGCUCUUCUAGAGUGGAGCUCUCCUACAAUGCAGAAUUCGACUCCUCCAGAGUGGAUCUCUCCGACAAUGCAGAACUCGACUCGUCGAGAGUGGAGUCGGACGAUGACGAAUCGAACGUGUCCAGAGACUCUAUUCGCAGUGAAUCUUUCGACGUUGAGCCAGAAUCCUACAAUCAUGCGUCGGGUUGGCCUGGGUACGGUGAUGUUUCGGGUUCGCCUGUGUAUGAUGUUUCGGGUUACAGCGAUGACUCGGAAGACAACGAAACUUUACGGGAGGCGGAGGUAUACUUGCCUAGUAUGGGAUCGGAUAGUUCUCUCGCGUUCAAUAUGACGGAAGACGUUUCGGAAGACUUUUCGCAAGAAGAGGAUGAAGAAGAAUCACAUUAUGAUGAAGUCGAAUCGUCCAAUGAAGAGUCUCACAACGCGGAUACAAGACAAAUGCUUCCUCGGGAGUUUCUUUCGUAUUCGGAUGAGGAGGAUCUGGAGGAACCACCUGUCGCAUCGUCAACGCCGUUGCGUAAGGCGGUCCUUGAGAAGGAAUCUGCCACCGUUGUGGAAGCAUCCGUCACCGCUACAGAGGUAGAACCCGAGGAAGGAGACGCGACAAGGAGAUUGGAUCAGGACAACUCUGUCGGCCACUUCACUGCCCUGGAUCUUUCGCUGUUCGGGCCUGAUGGUACACUCGGUGGUGCCAACCAGAAUGAGGAAGAUGAAGAGUCUGCCAAGGCGGAUACAAGACAAAUGCUUCCACGGGAGUUUGUCUCUGAUUCGGAUGAGGAGGGCCACAAUCAGGAGAAGAGUCCGCAGCAGACGAUGCAAACGGAGACUACGAUGGACGCUCAGCCAUCCGAACAAUUAACUGAGGAAGAGCCCAAAGAGGCAAAUGAAGAAGAGUCCACCAGAAUGAAUAAUGACAACACUGCCGGUCACUUCACCGCCCUGGAUCUAUCGCUGUUUGGGCCUAAUGUCACAUUCGGUGGUUCCAACCAGGAGGAGAGCGACGAAAAGUUUCAUAACGAGAAUGACGAAGAGGCUCACGAGGAGGAUACAAGACAAAUGCUUCCACGGGAGUUUGUCUCUGAUUCGGAUGAGGAGGGCCACAAUCAGGAGAAGAGUCCGCAGCAGACGAUGCAAACGGAGACUACGAUGGACGCUCAGCCAUCCGAACAAUCAACUGAGGAAGAGCCCAAAGAGGCAAAUGAAGAAGAGUCCACCAGAAUGAAUAAGGACAACACUGAUGAGAAUGACGAAGAGUUUGAAAACGAGAAUGACGAAGAGGCUCACGAGGCGGAUACAAGACAAAUGCUUCCACGGGAGUUUGUCUCUGAUUCGGAUGAGGAGGGCCGCAAUCAGGAGAAGAGUCCACAGCAGACGAUGCGAAUGGAGACUACGAUGGACGCUCAGCCAUCUACGCAAUUAACUGAGGAACAGCCCAAAGCGGCGGUAGAAGACGAGUCGAUGAGAAUGAAUAAGGACAGCUCUCUCCGUCGCUUCAUCGCUUCCGUGGAUCAUAGACUGCUAGGACCCCACGUCACAUUCGGUGGUGACAACCCGGAGGAUCAAAAUGAAGCGUCUCACAAGGCGGAUACCAGACAAAUGCUUCCUCGUGAGUUUCUUUCGGAUUCGGAUGAGGGGGAUUUGGAGGAACCACCUGUCGCAUCGUCUACUCCGUUGCGUAAGGCGGUCCUUGAGAAGGAAUCUGCCACUGUUGUGGAAGCACCAGUCACCGCUAUAGAGGUAGAACUCGAGGAACCUCUUCGAUUCGACGAGGUAGAGGAAGGAGACCAGACAAGGAGAUUGGUUAAGGACAGCUCUCUCGGUCGUUUCAUCACUGCCCUGGAUAAUACGCUAUUUGGACCCGAUGUCACAACCGGUAGUGCCAACCCGGAGGAUCAAGAUGAAGAUUCUCACAAGGCGGAUACCAGACAAAUGCUUCCUCGGGAGUUUCUUUUGGAUGAGGAUGAGGAUCGCAGUCAUAAGAAGAGUACACAGCAGACGAUGGAAACGGAGACUACGGUGGACGCUCAGCCUUUCCAUGAAAAUACCGAUGAAGAGUAUAAUUCCGAAGAUGUUCGCACAGGAAGUUACUACGAGGACUUCGGCGACAUCGGCUCCAAUUUGUCUGAAGCCGAACAGAAGAGGGAGCAACAGAGAUUGGAGGAAGAUUUCGAAAAGGAAACGGCGGCAGAGCGGGUAUCCUCUUCGGGGACGGAGGAGGUGCCACAGCCGAAACAGACUCCGGUAGAUGAUGAGGAGCUUGUGGACUUUGAGGGCUCAACCAUGAUGUCGCUUCCGGGGUACAGGUACCAGGAGCGGUCGAGAGCGCCAAAGGCCCAGACCAGUAUGCCAAUGCUGGAGGAGGCGGAAGAAGAAGAAGGGGAGCACGAUAUGAGGGAGCUUUCUGAGUAUGGAGACGCAGCGACAUACGUGGAAUCCAAUUCCAGCUCAGAAUACGAAUAUGAGCCCGACUCAUUCGGAGAAGCUUCUAUCGCGGACGAUGAGGUCGACGAAGCCUCCAAGCAGAUGUUAAUGGAGAUGUGCCUGGCGAAGGAGGCUGCUCCCGGCGAACCUCAGGGUCCCACUGCUCCGGAAGCCGAUGGAGUGAUCGAAGAGACCGUCAAUGCUGUGGACUCUGUGACUACUGUCGAGACCGAGACUUGCGAGAUUACCGAGCGCGUCGACGAAGAUCCUACUGCUCCGGAAGCCGAUGGAGUGAUCGAAGAGACCGUCAAUGCUGUGGACUCUGUGACUACUGUCGAGACCGAGACUUGCGAGAUUACCGAGCGCGUCGACGAAGAUCCUACUGCUCCGGAAGCCAAUGGAGUGAUCGAAGAGACCGUCAAUGCUGUGGACUCUGUGGCUACUGUCGAGACCGAGACUUGCGAGAUUACCGAGCGCGUCGACGAAGAUCCUACUGCUCCGGAAGCCAAUGGAGUGAUCGAAGAGACCGUCAAUGCUGUGGACUCUGUGACUACUGUCGAGAACGAGACUUGCGAGAUUACCGAGCGCGUCGACGAAGAUCCUACUGCUCCGGAAGCCAAUGGAGUGAUCGAAGAGACCGUCAAUGCUGUGGACUCUGUGACUACUGUCGAGACCGAGACUUGCGAGAUUACCGAGCGCGUCGACGAAGAAGAGCGCGUCCACGAAGAGGAGCCCGUUAACAAAGAGGAGCCCGUGAACGAAGAGGAGACGGCCAAGGAAGAGGAGUGCAUCAACGAAGAGCAUGGCUCCAAUGAAGUUGAAACCAACGAGCCUGUCAAGGAGGCAACCGAGGUGGACACCGAGGAGAACGUCAAGGUUGACACUUCCGAGAUUGUCAGCAAGGGGCUCGCCACCCCGGAAACGUCCACCGCCGAGGCGGUGGACACUGACAUCUCGGUGAAGGAGGAGCCUUCCGAGGCCACAGGGGUCGCUAGCGCCCCUGUCUAUGAGGGCCGCGUUCUACGGAAUCGGUCCAUCACUCCCAUAACUGGGCCCCCCGUGGCGAAAAAGCGGGGGGCGAAGCGCAAUGUGCCCCCAGUUGAGGGGGAUCAUGUGGAGGAAGGGGCCCCUUCCCCGCCAAAGAAGGCCCGCGUUGGCCGCCCUCGCAAGAUGGCACCGGCGAAGGUCGAGCCACCGACCGAGGCCCGCAAUCUGCGGCCUCGGUCAACGACCCCGCUUGUGCCAGCGGCGGUUCCGGUGGCUGCGCCUGCCAAGAGGGUGGCCAAGCGCAAGGCGGCACUAGUGGCUGAUGGGCCCGCCGUCGAGCCCCGCAAUCUGCGGUCUCGCUCGACGACGCCGUUUGUCCCCGCUGGUGUUCCAGCGGCUGCGCCUGCCAAGAGGGCAGGCAAGCGCAAGGCUGCCGCGAUGGACGGUGAGCAGCCCGUGGCCGAGCCCCGCAAUCUGCGGUCUCGGUCCACGACACCGUUCGUCGCGGCUGGUGUUGCGGUUGCCGCCCCGGCCAAGACGCCCACCAAGCGCAAGGCUCCGGCCAAGCGUACAACCAAGGCCUCCUCGGUGGCGGAAGCCGAGGAGGCCGCGGUUGAGGGGGGUGAGGAGGAGGAGAAGCCCCUCCCGAUGGCCAAGGGGCGGCCGCGCAAGGCUCCGGCCAAGCGCGCGCUCAAGGCCUCCUCGGUGACGGAAGCCGAGGAGGCCGCGGUCUCGGGAGGGGAGGAGGAGGAGAGGACGACUGCGACGCCUGCAAAGGCUCGCAAGGUACUCCACGCUUGGAACCAGACCCACCUGCCCGGCCGAGCUGAGUUUCUGCCCAGCACUCGGCCCUACACAUCAACCGCACCCAUCAUAGGUAAAUACCGCACCGACGCCGGCCCGCCGAAGCAUCAGUCCGAGACCCUGAGACGCACUGUUGUCGUGGUCGAGUGA
Tricharina praecox is the source of this 6165-nucleotide messenger RNA. RefSeq lists its product as uncharacterized. The transcript has 5 exons. Bases 1 to 6165 code for a protein of 2054 amino acids. The record is from RefSeq and is a predicted model, not a curated record. Lineage: Eukaryota; Fungi; Ascomycota; Pezizomycetes; Pezizales; Pyronemataceae.